This is a messenger RNA of Daucus carota subsp. sativus, 1694 nucleotides long. RefSeq names its product adenine nucleotide transporter BT1, chloroplastic/mitochondrial. The coding region runs from base 194 to 1405 and encodes 403 amino acids. The record is from RefSeq and is a predicted model, not a curated record. Lineage: Eukaryota; Viridiplantae; Streptophyta; Magnoliopsida; Apiales; Apiaceae. Gene Ontology annotation, biological process: transmembrane transport. The transcript is spliced from 4 exons.
GUUGCACAUAAAGAGCCAGGCCCACUAGGCCUGACAAUUUUACAUUACAUAGUUUACUUCUAUUACAAAGUUACAUACAUAAGUUUACAUACAGCUUCUCCUGCCUGGGAAGAGACAAGCAAGCCACCUUCAACCUCCUGAAGGAUUGUUUAAACAGAGACUUUUUAGGCCAGGUUUAGCUUUGUGUGUAGUUAUGGACUCGAAAAAUCUUGAAUUUUUGGGAAGUGAUGGAGAUGGGCUGUUCUUGAACCCUGGAGUUGGGUUUCUGUGGUGCCCGAGGGAGAAUAAUUUUCAUAGUGGUGCCUUGUUUGCAAGCAUUGGACAAAUGGGAGGGGGUGUUGGGAUAUCUGCCGGUACUAAUGCUUCUAAUACAAGUGAUAGUGUGUUGAAGCUUUCAUAUUCUAAUAAGUAUAUGGCGAUGCCUGAAACUGGUUAUCGGACGGUAGGGGCUUCUGAAUUGGCUGUGAGUGAGGAGUGGGAGGUGGGAGAGGAGGGGAUGUUGGGGAAGAAAAAGAAGAAGGGUGGACUCAAAUUUAAAGUAAAGAUUGGCAAUCCAUCUCUUAGAAGAUUGGUGAGUGGGGCAAUUGCAGGGGCAGUAUCGCGAACAUCCGUUGCUCCGUUGGAGACCAUUAGGACGCAUUUGAUGGUUGGAAGUUGUGGUCAUUCAACCACAGAAGUGUUUCAGGAUAUCAUGAAGACUGAAGGAUGGAAGGGCUUAUUUAGGGGUAAUCUGGUCAACGUCAUCCGCGUUGCCCCAAGCAAGGCUAUAGAGUUGUUCGCUUAUGAUACUGUGAAGAAACAUCUGACACCUAAAUCAGGAGAACAACCUAUACAGCCUAUACCAGCAUCCCUAAUUGCUGGUGCUGUUGCUGGCAUCAGCUCAACUAUAUGCACCUACCCCCUUGAGUUGCUGAAAACUCGACUGACUGUCCAGAGGGGCGUCUAUAAAAAUCUUGUAGAUGCCUUCAUCAAGAUCGUGCAAGAGGAAGGACCAGCAGAACUAUAUCGAGGCCUCACACCAAGUGUAAUUGGAGUGAUCCCAUAUGCUGCUACUAAUUAUUUUGCAUAUGAUUCAUUACGAAAGGCUUACAAGAAAGUUUUCAAAAAGGAAGACGUUGAAAAUUUAGCAACUCUACUCAUAGGAUCAGCAGCUGGUGCAAUAUCUAGUAGUGCAACUUUUCCCCUUGAAGUGGCUAGAAAGCAUAUGCAAGCUGGAGCUAUUAACGGGAGACAGUACAACAACAUGCUCCAUGCCCUUUUGUCCAUACUUGAAAAGGAAGGAGUUCCAGGCCUUUACAAGGGUUUGGGCCCAAGCUGUUUAAAAUUGGUACCUGCUGCAGGAAUUUCUUUCAUGUGUUACGAGGCAUGUAAAAAGAUAUUAGUCGAGAAAGAUGAUAAUCUCUAAGGUGUUUUGGAGCUACUAGCGGAAAGACGUAUGUGUUGCUUGGGGUACUAUUACUUUCAGUUACAAAAACAAUAAUAUUAGGUUAGUACAACUUUAUGUUUGUGUGACAUCAUUUUUGGUUGAACUCAAGAUCCUUUCACUAGGGGGGUCAGCUAAAAUCUAAGAGUUGUCGCCAAGCACCUCUAGUAAUCAAUUGGUACCCAAGAUCCUUUCGCUAGGGGAUGGGUUGAAUUUGAGAGUUGUAAUGUACCUCUAGUGAUUUAUUGAAACAGUUAACAUUCUUUUACAA